Alligator mississippiensis (American alligator) is the source of this 2624-nucleotide messenger RNA. RefSeq names its product protein regulator of cytokinesis 1. Gene Ontology annotation, cellular component: mitotic spindle midzone; cytoplasm; spindle. Gene Ontology annotation, molecular function: microtubule binding. The transcript is spliced from 14 exons. Gene Ontology annotation, biological process: microtubule cytoskeleton organization; mitotic spindle midzone assembly. The record is from RefSeq and is a predicted model, not a curated record. NCBI's taxonomy places the organism in Eukaryota, Metazoa, Chordata, Crocodylia, Alligatoridae. The coding region runs from base 62 to 1933 and encodes 623 amino acids.
AGGGGAGUUUGAAUCUGCGGGGCAGCGGGCGGUCGCCAUAGGGACGCGGCGGGCGGGCGGGAUGGACGGACGGGCGGCACCGGGCCCGCGCGGCGCCAUGAGGAAGAGCGAGGUGCUGGCGGCGGAGUCUGUGGCAUGUCUGAACAGCGCCCUGGGCAAACUGCGGGAUAUCUGGGAGGAGAUCGGGAUCCCUGAGGAGCAGCGACUGCAGCGAACAGAUGUGGUGAAGAAGCACGUCAAGGGGCUGCUGGACAUGAUGAUAGCCGAGGAGGAGGACCUAAAGGAGCGCCUGCUCAAGAGCAUCGCCUCAUGUCGCAAGGAGCUGGACACCCUGUGCCAGGAGCUCCACUUAGAUCCUUUCGAGGAGGAGGAGAGCACCAUCCUGCAACUAGAGAGGGACCUGCGCACCCGUGUGGAAGUGAUGGCAAAGCAGAAGCGGGAGAGAAAGCAAGAGCUGAAAGCCCUGCAGGAUCGAGACCGGGAUCUGUGUGACCUCCUUUGCACCCGCCCGUACAGCAUUGACAGCAGCGCCGUACCCAGCCUGGAGGAGCUCGAUGGCUUCCGGCGCCACCUGGCCACGCUGACGACCGAGAAGGAGCGCCGGCGAGAGGAGUUUGUGCACACCAAGCGGCAGAUCAUCAAGUGCAUGGAAGAGCUGGAGCAUGUCCCCGACACCAGCUUCGAGCAGGAUGUGGUGUGUGAGGACGAGGAAGCCUUCUGCCUCUCCACCGAGAACAUUGCUGCGCUCAAGGAGCUGCUCCAGCAGCUGGAAGCCCGGCAGGCACUUAACGAGGCGGUGUGCGCAGAGCUGCGUUCCCGAAUCCUGGAGCUGUGGGACCGCCUGCAGGUUCCAGCUGAGGAGAGGGAUGCUGUGGCCCCACACAUGACUGGGUCCCGCGCCAGGACCAGGAGAGAGCUGCAGCUGGAAGUGGACCGCCUGGAGGAGCUGAAGCUGCAGAACAUGAAGGUGGUGAUCGAGGCGAUCCGCGUGGAGCUGGCAGCCUACUGGGACAAGUGCUUCUACAGCCCAGCCCAGCGGGAGGGUUUUGCCCCCUAUUAUGAUGAGGACUACACGGAGACCCUGCUGCAGCUCCACGACGCUGAGGUGGGGAGGCUGAAGCACUACUACGAGACGCACAGGGAGCUCUUUGAGGCCGUCCAGAAGUGGGAGGAAAACUGGAGACUCUUCCUGGAGCUGGAGAGAAAAGCAAGCGACCCGAGCCGCUUUGCCAACCGUGGGGGGAACCUCCUAAAGGAAGAGAAGCAGCGGGCCAAGCUGCAGAAGACCCUCCCCAAGCUGGAGGAGGAGCUGCGCGUGCGCAUUGAGGGCUGGGAGCAUGAGAACCAGGAGGCUUUUCUGGUGAGCGGGCAGCAGUUCAUGGAGUACGUGGCAGAGCAGUGGCAACUCUUCCGCCUGGAGAAGGAGAAGGAGAAACAGGAGCGCCAACUGAAGAAGAGCCGGCAGAUCGAGGAAGAGAUGUUGUAUGGCGCUGUGCCCAAGACACCUGCCAAGCGCCGUGUGCUGGGGCCUCACACGCCUGGCAAAGUAAGGAAGCUCAAUGCCACCUCGGUCUCCAGUGCCACUCCCAACAGCACGAUACGUUCAGGCUUUGGCACAGUGCUCUGCCAUUCCCCGGUGUCCCGGCUGCCGCCUUCCGCGGGCAAACUUGGCCAGUCUGCUCGGCACCCUGGCCACGUAGCCGCCAAGCCCCCGCGCCCCGGCCUCAAGGAGCGCAACAAGGAGAACGUGCUGCAGCUGCAUGGCCCCGGGCUGAGCGGUGGGUGCACCCCCACGGCCCCUGCCCAACGUAACUACAGCAUUAACUCUGUUGCCAGCACCUAUUCCGAAUUUGCGCGCGAGCUCUCAAAGGCCUCCAGGUCUGACACCAGCUCCCACAUCCUGAACUCCACCACCACCAACCUGCACUGCUGAGGCACGGCUGCCUGGCCUGGCCCCAGCGCUGCCACCAGCCGCUGUUCCCAGAGCCACCGCGUGCACCUGUCUCAGCCGCUGCCCAUCCGCUGGAGCCAGGUGGGCCCUGCCCCAGGCCUGACUUCAGCCUGGUCCCCUGGUGCUUCUCUGCUCUUCUUGCCUAGAGUCGGGAUCCUUUUGUUUUUAUGAUUAAACGUUUGCUUUCCUGCCCCAGCCCUGCUGCCGCCUCUGCACUGGCUCAGCCUGGUGGCAGGCAGCCCCCAGCAGUGGACUAGGGCAACACCCAGGUGCAGGGCUCAGGCAGGAGCAGGAGCUGGGUGAGGAGUGGGGGCUUCGGGCACCACUGGAAGGGAAGCGGCGCUCCCUCUGCCCCAGCUACUGCCCCUGCCACCCUCGGCACCGCUGCACCUCCCGGUGCCUGUAAAUACUAGCCCUGGCCCUCUGGGCGGGGUGCACCGUGUUAGCACUACAGCUUUGCUUGGUUAUUUAUUCCCUGCUGCCUGGGCCCAAGCCGCUGGGGGGGAGGGCUCCUGCUGCACCUCUGUUUGUCUGUGGGGAAGCCGUGGGGCGCGUGGGGGGGACUUGUUUUAACCUCUGCUGACUGACCUGCCUCCCCGUUCGCCUCGGAUGCCAGAGGGGAAGCGGGCUCUGUACCGGGACGAAGAAUACACAAAUAAACGAUAAAACGGGA